UGAGAGAGUGAGAGACAGAGAGAGAGAGAGAGACGGAGACAGAGAGGCUCAUCUCAGACUUCUGGCGGCAGGCUGCAAAGUUUCCACCCUGCAAACACGGCCAUGCAGCUUUCGGGCCGGAGCGCCACACCUCCCCGCCAGGGCCCGCUUCUCACAUGGAAUUCGCCCCUCUGAAGCCCGGAAUCAACCUCUCAUUGCGUCGUUGUACUGGAGCUGAGCUGAGGCGGUUGUUUUAUGUCUAACAACAACAUCAUCAUCAUCUCUGGUGCCAUUCGUUGCACAACUAAUGCUUCUACUUUUGUGAGUGAAGAAUAAUAAUAAUAAUAAUAAUCAUAUGUUCCGUGGCCUGCUCGACAACAGAGCGCACCGCGGAUUCAAAGUGGGAAUCCGAUUUAAAUCAGUCAUAGAUGUCCUGUCAGCCGGAAGCAGGCCCGCAGCUGGAGACCACAGCAAAAGUUGACGCACUGAAAUCCGAAGACGCGACGAGUCGUGACGGAUGCGCCGCGCCGCGCGUCUGCCGCGGGGACGCAGGGCGCAAUGAGGCGGCCCCGGCUCCGGAGCGCCAUCAGCCGACGCCGCGCAAGAUGACCCGGAGCCCCAAAUGCGCCCGCUGCCGCAACCACGGCGUCGUGUCGUGCUUGAAAGGCCACAAACGCUUCUGCCGCUGGAGGGACUGUCGCUGUGACUGCUGCCUGCUGGUGGUGGAGCGGCAGCGCGUCAUGGCAGCGCAGGUCGCUCUGAGGAGGCAGCAGGCGGCGGAGGUGAGGAGGGCGCAAGGGCAGGGUAAGCGGGGGGUCAGGUGUGCAGGUCCGUCGCGGAGGACCGCCUACCAGCGUUAUGCAGCCGAACAUAGCAUGCUGGCUAAGAGCAUCCUUCAGGGGCUCAAACCGGCGGCGGCGCCGCAGGACGACGUCUUCUGCUGGCCGAAGCAGCCGCAGCGCGACCAGGCAACCUUCGCGUGCCCACCGUCCAUCAGUAGCCGCAUGAGGAAGAGGCGAGCCUUCGCCGACAAGGAGCUGGAGAACGUGAUGCUGGAGCGGGAGCUGAGACAGAGAGGGCUGCACGCCGACCUGUCCUUCUCCUCCUCCUCCUCCUCCUCCUCCUCCUCCGGCCUCGUCCCCUUGCUCCACCCUCCGCCCCCGCCGCCGCCGCCGCCGGUCUCCCCGAGCCUCCACUGCUGCCUUCUCGGCAAGGAACCCACUACCGCGGGGACGUCCACCUAUGCGCCCGUGUGUAAAUACAAGCCUCUGUACGAGCGGGACUUUCAGUUCUAUCACUUCUUCCAGCUGAGGAGCAGGCCGUCCGUAGAGGGAGGCUGCACUGACGUCUCAUGUCAGAGCUCGGAGCGAACCACCGGGAGGGAUGAGGAGGGGCUGAGUGGCCGCGAAAAGAAUGACGGACCAGAGUCGAUGCCUCCAUCAUCGAGACAAAUACUCAAAGAUCACGGCGGCACCGUGUCAGACCUUGUCAAACCCCCCUCAAGAUCAAGAGAGAUAACGGACACUAAUGACUCCUCAACCGUCCCGCGCGGCGUUUCGGGGCGGGAUCAGGGGACCCCGGGCGGGCCGGGCGCCACGGCUUUCGACCCCAGACCCCCGGCAGCCACUUUGGCCGCUCACGCGGGUCCCCGUGGCGACCCUGUCAAGAGCCCCCGCGGCGGCUCGGCCAGGAGCCCGACCGCGAAGCCGUUACCCUUCUCCGUGGAGGCUCUUCUCAGGGCCUGACGGGACAAACGGAAAGCAGCGUACUACACCUCACAGUCCAGUGAAUAAAUAAAAGGUAGCGCUAGUGGCUGCUUGCUGUUCAGUGGAGUUUUUACUCACAAUUGCCAGAACAUUGAUUUAAUUGAAGAAUCAUUCAUUUCUAUUUAUUUUUUCCUAGUUUUUAUAAAAAUGUAUUUAGUUAUAUUUCCAUUACGAUAUAGCAAUGAAACAGUGGCGGGCCAUGUGGGCCAGCAAGCCCUUCCCUGCUGGGCUAAACGUCAUCAAAAUAUAAAUGUAAUUUUGAUAUAUUUGUCCAGAAAUAUAUAUCCAAUUAUUCCCGAAAUAAUCUUUUUAAAUAUUUUUUCUCUUGGUUGUGCCGCUUCCAGCCUCAGACAGGAAGGAAUCUGUCCUUAGGCCUUCAGAAUCAUCCGCGCAAGUGUCUGUAGCUCAAAGUGAACCCGAAACCAGACUGGAGCAUCGAUAUCAACGAUAGAAUUUUGAAUUUGGCGACUCUGGCUAGCGAGCUUACAAUGACGGCGUUUGAUUGGCCAUGUGCACUCGUGAGAGGCAGAGCUAUGCAGAGCGUUCAGGACUGAAUGACAUCACUGUAGGCCGAAACAUAUACUGUAGGUACUUGAUAACUAGAUUUCUAGAUUUAACUAGAUGCGUUUGCUUACAUUGAGCAUCUUUUCUACUAAAUAUUUUUAGUAACAGUAUUCUAUAAAAACAUACUGAACAAUUCUGUUUUGAUCCUCUCAAAAUCAUCACUUGUUCU
Pungitius pungitius (ninespine stickleback) is the source of this 2478-nucleotide messenger RNA. It is a transcript of the gene dmrt2b, whose product is annotated as doublesex and mab-3 related transcription factor 2b. Gene Ontology annotation, molecular function: DNA-binding transcription factor activity, RNA polymerase II-specific; RNA polymerase II cis-regulatory region sequence-specific DNA binding. Gene Ontology annotation, biological process: sex differentiation; regulation of transcription by RNA polymerase II. The transcript has 3 exons. Gene Ontology annotation, cellular component: nucleus. Bases 408 to 1724 code for a protein of 438 amino acids. Lineage: Eukaryota; Metazoa; Chordata; Actinopteri; Perciformes; Gasterosteidae. The record is from RefSeq and is a predicted model, not a curated record.